This is a messenger RNA of Pseudophryne corroboree (corroboree frog), 1907 nucleotides long. Its product is annotated as zinc finger protein 239-like. NCBI's taxonomy places the organism in Eukaryota, Metazoa, Chordata, Amphibia, Anura, Myobatrachidae. The transcript has 3 exons. Gene Ontology annotation, molecular function: RNA polymerase II cis-regulatory region sequence-specific DNA binding; DNA-binding transcription factor activity, RNA polymerase II-specific. Gene Ontology annotation, biological process: regulation of DNA-templated transcription. The record is from RefSeq and is a predicted model, not a curated record. Bases 157 to 1203 code for a protein of 348 amino acids.
UGCCGCCUUCGCCGUUGCUGGGAGGUGACGCCAUGACCCCUCCCACAAGCAGGGCAUCUGUCUGGUUGUGAUGGAAACGGCGUUGAGGCCCUGACCUCCGACCCUGGGGCUGCCCGGAGAGGGACGAGGGUUCCCUCUGGCGCUGCCACUCCAGAGAUGUCACUUUCCACAGAGGAUACGGCAGAAUCCCACUGGGAUGAGAAAUCGGGUGGACACUGUGACACCACCCCAGAAUCGUUGGUGGACAGUUCAGACACCCACUUGGCACCUGAGGACUCCCCACCAACCCCGUGUCCUGAUUGUGGGAGAACUUUUCAAACGCUCCGUGCAAGCAAGCUGCACCAGCGCAAUCAUGUUGUUGAUCUCUCCUAUACCUGCAAGGACUGUGACCUGGCCCGUGCUGAAGCUACAGAGGGGAGCGAGAAGCCCUACUCCUGCUCUGACUGUGGCCGCCGCUUCUGCUGGUUGUUGGCCUUACACAGUCACCAUGAGCAGCACACUGGCCAGCGUAGCUACCAGUGCUCACAAUGUGACAAGCAACUUAACAGCCUGCCAGCCUUCCGUAGACACCAGCAGGCCCAUCACAAGGAUAGGGUUUGUGUCUGGUGCGGGAAAGCUUUCAACUGCUCAACCAAACUGUCCCGGCAUAUGCGCAUCCACACUGGUGAGAGACCAUACCAAUGCCCAGAGUGCCCACAAGCCUUCACACAGCUAGAGACCCUUCGUGUCCAUCAGUGGGUACAUGAGGAUCCCAAACCAUACCAGUGUCAAGAUUGUGGGCGCCAGUUUCGGGCCCAGGCCACCUUUGAUAAGCACCAGAACUUGCACAUUGCUCGGAAGCCUCAGAUUUGUCCCAUGUGCGGUAAGACUUUCUUUUUCUCCUCCCGCUAUAAGCGCCACCUACGCAUCCACACUGGGGAGAGGCCCUUCCAGUGCCAACAGUGUGGCAAGAGGUUUAACCAGCGGUCCAAUUACCAGCGGCAUAGGGCCAUCCAUGCCGGCAACAGACCUUUCCCGUGUAGCCUUUGUGACAAAAGCUUCAGCCAAGCCUCCAACUACCGGCGGCAUCUACAGACCCACCGGCAAGAGGGGGACAGGUGGGAGCAAAAGGGAGACUAUAAAUGCAUUGAGUGUGGUGUCUACUUCACCCAGGAAGGUGGUCUACACGCGCACUAUAUACAACAUGCCCGGGGGGAGCUAUGAGCUCCAUCCUCACAGUUGUCUAAAGAAAGUCCAUCCCUCUUCCUCUGGUUUCCACACUAUAUUUCCAAAGAGACAUGCUUGGGUCUGUUUGAGAUGCCUUCAGCUACUGGACAUUGUGUAGGAAUUAGGUUAUUGCAGACUUCCUGCCCCUAACAGGUUAUAUUUAACUGUGACAUACCUUCUAAGCUCAGACAGUGCUGCCACUAGCUCAUCUGAACUCAAGCAGGGAUUUGCUUGAAACUUGUUAGCUACCCAAAUAAUAUUUAUUUUAGGACUGGCUGAAAGCACUUACUGUCCCCACUCUAUGGACUCUUUUGUACAGUAUAAAGUUGUUACACCGCACUAGUUUUGUGACCAUAGAGAUCACAUUUAUUCCAGUCACUAGGGGGAGCUAUUGUGACUCCUUUCCAACUGUGUCCAAUGUAGUUGGGCGAAGGAGGGGGGUGGGGCAAGUGGUUUAUUUAAAUAAAUAGUUGGUAUCAGACGUGGCUCUCAGAGGAACAGGAUUUACUAAAGUGGCACUACCAUCCGUGCCUACACUGCACUUGCUCUUAAUAAAGAGGUAGCACAUUAUUAUAUAUUAAGAUUUAAUUUGCACUGCUAUGACAUAUUGUUCAUAAUUAAUGUAUUUAUUUCUAAGUUGCAGGACAUAUUAUACAAAAUAAAGUUAAAGUGCACUGUUGUGUUCAUUUAAGACAACAUAA